This is a messenger RNA of Nerophis lumbriciformis (worm pipefish), 7798 nucleotides long. Lineage: Eukaryota; Metazoa; Chordata; Actinopteri; Syngnathiformes; Syngnathidae. The record is from RefSeq and is a predicted model, not a curated record.
AGUACUUCCGGUCUUCUUCUUGUUGAUCUGGUGCUCAGCGCUGUUGUGAUCUUUUUGGACUUUAAUUUCUAAAUAAUAUGGCGUCCAAACGCUUGGCGUCUUCGAAGGCUCCCCCCGCCGAACCGAAGCGCCGGAGAAAAAUGCUCACUAUUGUUGAAAAGGUGGAACUCCUUGACAUGUUGAAGUUAGGUCAAAGCUACACGAGUGUCGGCCGCCAUUACGGAAUCAACGAGUCAACUGUUCGCUACAUAAAGAAGGACGACAAAAACAUAAGGGCGACGGCAGCCAUUACUCUUAAUAAGAACGCCAAGAGGGUGGUGACGCCGCGGAAUAAGACCAUUGUGAAGAUGGAGUCCGUACUGGCUGUGUGGAUCAGUGAAUGCAAGAUGAAAAAUAUCCGUCUCGACACGAACAUCAUCCGCACGAAGGCGAAGAAGCUUUAUGAAGAUUUUGCUCAAAGUGACUAUGUUCCCGACGGAUGCCAGAACGACGCCGCCGAGGAAGGUACGUCGAGUGCGUCGAAGAUUCCAUUUAAUGCCAGCAAGGGCUGGUUCGACAAGUUCCAGAAACGUUUUAAGAACGUUUCUCUACGCGGAGAAGCUGCCUCGGCUGAAGAGUUUGUCCACAACACAUUUAAAACUUUGAUCGAGGAAGCGGAUAAAGCCAGAGCCGAGGAAUUUGUCCGCAACACAUUUCAAACUCUAAUCAAGGAAAGAAGCUACCGGCCUGAACAAGUUUUCAACAUGGCCGAAACUGCUUUAUUUUGGAAAAGAAUGCCGUCUCGCACUUUUAUUAUGAAGGAGGAAGCCAACGCUCCUGGAUUUAAGGCUCAAAAAGAUCGUUUUACUUUAGUUAUGUGUGGGAAUGCUGCCGGCUUUAUGAUAAAGCCAGGGCUUGUUUAUAAAUCCGAAAACCCAAAGGCCCUGAAAAAUAAGAAUAAAAACGUGUUGCCUGUGUACUGGAUGCAUAAUCCAAAAGCCAGGAUGACAAACUCCCUCAUCUCAAAUUGGUUCCACCAGUGUUUUAUCCCGGAAGUCAGACUGUAUCUAGCAGAGAAAGGACUCGAAUUUAAAGUACUUUUGCUCUUGGAUAAUGCUGAAGGCCACACUGUCGAUGUGUCGUUUGAUGGCGUGCACAUUGAGUUCUUGCCCCCAAACACCUCGUCGCUAAUUCAGCCCAUGGAUCAAGGUGUUAUUCGUGCAUUUAAGGCUCUUUACACUCAAAGUAUUCUGCAAAACCUUGUCGACGCAAAGGACUCUGACGAGAACUUCACACUAAAGGCGUACUGGCGUGACUACAUCAUUGCGUCGUGUCUCCUAAAUAUACAGAGAGCCUUAAGUGAGAUCAAGAGUGAAACAUUAAAUGUGUGCUGGAAAAAGAUGUGGCCGGAAGUGGCGCACGACAAGGGAUUGUCUCCUGAUGAAGUCCAUCGCUGUGCAGUGGACAAGGUUGUGAAGCUGGCAAAAGUACUGGGAGGAGAGGGCUUCAAUGACAUGACUGCUGAGGACGUAAAUGAGCUGAUCGACGCCCACUCACAACCUUUGUCAGAUGAAGACCUGAGGGAAUUGACAUCAGCGAGCGAGGAAGAGGAACAGGAACGGGAAGAACAGGAACAAGAGGAAUUGGGCACUGAUGAAGACGAAGAGGUUGGUCUGACACUGGAUCGCCUCGCAGCCAUGGUCAGAAUGGCCAAAGAACUGCAGCAGAUGGCACAAGAAUGGGACCCCCACAUGCUUCGUUCGCUGCAGUUUUCAAAUACCAUCGAGGGUGGCAUGACUGUUUAUAAAAACCUCCUUGCUCAGAUGAAGAAGCAGCAGCAACAACUACCUAUCAAUAUGUUUAUCACACAGAAGAGGUCUUCAUCAUUUGCCGGGUGUACGCUGCCUUCCGCCCGAAACGCAGCUGAGAUAGGCUCCAGCGACUCCGAAAGGGACAAGCGGUAGAAAAAUGGAUGGAUGGAUAGCCAAUGUUCAGACGCUCCCUGGUGGUACGUCUAGUGCAGUGGUAAACUAUUGGCCACUUUUUGGUUUGCGGUUUUUCCCUUUACCUUCCCCGUCUAAUGUCAUCCUUUUCUUCUUAAACCAGUGUCACAGGCGCCGCCAUCAUCAUGAGGUCACAUUGCUGUCAUCUUGCGGCGGUAUUGAAGACCGCUCAAGAUGAGCGCUGAGGAAGAACAAAGAGCAGCAGCGCAGGACCAAAAUUGUUUCUGAAACUUUCUUUCAAAGAAUGUGGGGAGUACUUUUUUAAAAGUACAAAAUGGACACAAAUGUUUUUUCAUGAUUAUUGACUAUACACCAUCAUCCAUCUAACCAACCAGACUAUAAGGUUAUUUGAGAGACAAUACUAAUCAAAGUGCAGUACACCAGAGGGAAAAUUGGGUAUACACUUUGUCUGAAUCAUCAUUGAUAUGUCCAUCCAUCCAUGGAUGUUUAAAUUAUAAUUGAUGAUAUAUAUGAUGUGUAUUGUGUUUGCUAAAACUAACACAGCACAAUAACAUUACAUAGAACUUAGGUGUUUUACUAGUGCAGUACAUCCCCGAAAAGAUGUGUGCCUAAAAGUCACAAACUUACAGUGAAAAUCCUCACUUCCCUUAUUAAAGCAACACAUACAUUCAGAAGAACAAGAAAAUAGCCUGUAUUCCGACACAUGACUUAUUCCCUGAAGUGAAAACCAGUGGUGGUCGACCAAGCUAAGACGGCUGUUGUACAGCAAGCAGCGUGCAAAGUAUCGGAGUACAAAAGAGGCUUAAAUCUUCCUGCAAAAAGCAAAUACAAGAAAAAAAUCAAACUAUUUUCUACAUGACAGUACAGAUAAAAACUUGUAAAAGCAUGGAGGUCUACAACUUCUUUGUGUGAAUGGGUCAAGGAAAUUGCUAUAUGCAUCGUUUUUGCUCAGGAAAGGAUGAAUUUCGUGAUUUAGCUUUGCGUCUAAACGCCAUGUUUGUUGUUGCAGGCGCUGUUUACAAUUAGCUAGUUUUUUCCCAUCUUUAUCAAACUAUAAACAUAGAUUGGUAAAAGCUUAAAUCUGUUAUAAUCACUGCAAACUCAUGCAUUCUUUGACUCUGCUCCCUUGGAUUAGAGUGUGUGCUGCUUUUCUCAUCAUUGCCACAAAUCUUGCUCUUUUCUGCCCUUUUGAUAACCUCUCAAGGAACUCUGAAGAAGCGUUUAUUCUUUCCGCGAUUUGAACGGGUUGUACAGCCGAAAAAAACACAAGCAUAUGGCGUUUUUUUCUUUGAGAAAGGCUAAAUGGCGCCUCAUACACAUUGAAAACAGCGAGCUUUACCACCACCAGUAUUCAUUGAGACGACAGUAACAUCCCAGUAAUAGCAUAUGUACGUGGAGUUGUUUUGAGCAAGAAGAAAGUGUCUAGAGUCAGAAUAUAUUACAUUCCACUUCUAUUUACAGUUCAUUGCAUCAAUCAUCAUACUGGACUAUUCCGAUUUUCUGAGAAAACUUAACACAAUGACCUGAAUGAAUGUGAAUAUUCACAUAUAUCAUUAUGGAUGACAGUCUUUUAGCACAAUAUGAACGGGUGUACAUUUAUUCUUUGUGUAACCGCAUGUGUGCCUUUAAGUUGUCGAGCCGACUAAACGUUUUAACACACAGUAAACAGGAAAAUGUUUUUUCUCCUGUGUGCGUUCUCAAGUGUUUAACCAUGUUUGGCUUUGAAGAGAAUCUUUUACCGCACACUGGGCAACUGAAAGGUUUUUCUCCAGUGUGUGUUCUCUCAUGUUCCAUUAAAGAGACCUUUGUGAUCAAUGCUCUUCCACAUAUUAAGCAACCAAAACGUUUUUCUCCUGUGUGUGUCCUCAAGUGAUUCACCAUAAUUGACCUGGUCGAAAAUAGUCUGUUACAAGCCGGGCAACUAAAAGGUUUUUCUCCUGUGUGCGUGCGCACAUGGGCUGUCAAGCCACUGUGUUGUGUAAAAGUUUUAGCACAAAAUGAGCAGGAAUAAGGUGUUUCUCCCGUAUGCGUUCUCAUGUGUGUUUCAAUUAUUGACUUUGAAGAAAAACAUUUACCACAGACUGAACAAACAAAAGGUUUUUCCCCUGUGUGUGUUGUUCUGUGUUUUAUCAAAAUAUCAUUUUGUGAAAAUGUUUGGUUAUAUACCGAACAGCUAUACGGUUUCUCCCCUUUAUGUGCCCGCAUGUGUCGAGUCAAGUCAUUUAAGACUUUUAGCACAAACUGAGCAAGUAAAGCCUUUUUUACCGGCCUUAUUUUCACAACAUUCAGAGUUUUUGUAAUAGGUGGAAGCCCUCAUAUCACCUUCAUAGUCUGCAUCGCUGCUCAAAGUUUCCUGGGUGUCGUCCCUGUCUUUGUCCUCAGGAGAGCGGUACGCGUCGUCACUAUCUAAUAGUGGAACUAAGAGUUUGCCUGCUUGUGAUGCUCCACAGUGGUCUCUAUCUCUGUUCUUCUCACUUAGACUGUGAUGAAGCUGUGAGGACUCGAUUACUUGGUCUUCACAAUCUUCAGUCUUCACAGAGACAACAGUCACUGACAAGUUGAGGGUAUCAGCCUCCUCCUCCAGCCCUGGAAGACAGUCUACCUCCUGAGUAAUGCAGAGUUCCUCAUCUUCCUGUUUAAUGUGGGAAGGCUGUGAAACCUUUUUGUUUAUAGGUGGAGCUUUCCCACUGCAGUCCAUCUUGAGGACAAAUCAGCUGUUGGACAUCUGCAGGACACAAACAUUUACAUAUUCAAUAUUUUGACAUAUGAUUGGCAACACUAAAUUGGCCCUAGUGUGUGAAUGUUGUCUGUCUAUCUGUGUUGGCCCUGCGAUGAGGUGGCGACUUGUCUAGGAUGUACCCCGCCUACCGCCCGAAUGCAGCUGAGAUAGGCUACAGCACCCCCCGCGACCCCGAAAGGGACAAGCGGUAGAAAAUGGAUGGAUGGACAUUAUUUAUUUUAGACAGAUAAUAACAAUGUUCAAUGAACUUAGUGUCUGAAUGGUGUGAAUUUAGGUCAAAUAAUAUUCUCUAAGUCUUUCAUAGCGUCGUCGUGUUUCUUGCUCAUUUGCAGAGGUGGGAGUUAAUCCCAAAUCCAAGUCAUCUCAAGACAAGACUGGUAGAGUCCAGUUUUGUGUCUAACAUCUUAUCUGUAUCUACACAUUACUAGAUUACCUUUUCGAGAGUUACAUACAUCACAAUCAAGUACAUACAGACACAAAAAUAUUACUUUGAAUCCUUUUGGCAACCUCUGUAUUGUCAUUUGGGGUUGAAUUCAACUUUAUAAAGGUUACUUCAACUAGUAAACAGUACACUAUGUACUUUAUUUUGACAUGUAAUCCUCCUAAAUUAUGCACAGAUGAGAUGUGUCAACAUUAAAAUAGUAGUAUGAAUCACUUUUUGGAAACCACUGUAUUGUCAUUUAGGUGGAUCUCAACUGUAAGUACUUCAGCAUGUAAAGAGUACAGUACGUACUUUUACAUGUGCGGUCCCCUCGGAGGCUUCUCAUUGGGCCCAUUGGGUUGAGUUUUUUCUGGCCCUGAUGUGGGAUCUGAGCCGAGAAUGUCGUUGUGGCUUAUGCAGCCCUUUACGACACCUGUGAUUAAGGGCUAUAUAAAUAAACUUUGAUUGAUUGAUCAGCAAACUGCUGACAAACACAAACACAGUUUUUAUAAUACUUGCUUGAACCAGUGGAUGUUCCUGCAUAAUUAUUUGCACUUAAAAAUACAUGUUUGUAAUAUGAUUAGCAUAUUUUAGCAUGUUUGUGUUUAAUUACAGUAAGUGGGUUUAUCGUAAACAUUCCUGCUACUUCAUUUUACACACUAUGUAAUUUUUUUUAUUUUCUUUUUUACAUCUACCACAAUGAUAUUGUACCAUACCCUAACACCGUGAUAAUACUGUACCGUGAGAUCGGACAAGGAAAAGGGCAAAUUGCAGGGGUAGACUGGCCAUUGAGAGUUGUUUUUAACUCCGCGCCGCUGCCGACACGUAAGACACUGUUGAGAACCAAAAUAGCUGUUAAAAUGGCAAUUAGUACCAAAUAAACCAGUAGCGGCUGUAUUUAUAAUAGCAGUGUGAACAAAAUACUACUGCGGUCCAAUAGUUGGAGUGUGUGUUUGGGAAGCAGAAAGAGGGAAAAGUAGAUUGGAUCUCCAUCCAUGUUAAAAAAAAUGUAAGCAGAGCGUAGCCGACAGCCCUUUCUUUAUUGUUAAUUGUGUUAUUUUGCACUAAAAAUAAACAGUUUUUUAGUCAUAUUGUUAAUCAUCCAAAACAUGCAUAUAAAUACAUUUAAAGUCGAGUCAAAUAGUAUCAAAACUGUCUCACAAAAAUAAAAAGAGAAAAAAAAUCACAACAGUUAGGAGUACAAUCUGCCGACAAGUUGACACUUUUUUCUUUUUCAGUGAGUUGGUAACCAUGGUGAUGACUUGCAGGAAACACGAUGCCAGGAUUAACUAGCUUGAUGCCCAUUAGAGGGAAUAAUAAUUGACUGAUCAUUUAAUCAGUGGCUGCUAUUAUUCUAUGUUUUUAUUGAAAGUUGAAGGUCGGUGAGGUUUAAGUCAAAGUUCAUCGGUAUAUUAAUAAAAAUAUACUAUUAGUUUUCUACAUUUGAAACACUUCUGUGUGGUCUACAUUACAUGUGAUGGUGGUUCUUUGGUCAACAUUUUGCAUAGAUAAUGUUUUACAGAUGUUUUGAAGACGUUUUCUGACCGUCUCUGCCUCCACUUCGACAGUGUCUUCUGCCCGUCAUCCAUGUUGUAGCUUUUUAAGCUUCCAUAGUAAGUCUACUGACAGAUAUAAGUUAGAACUAUACACUACUUGUUAUUCAAAAUGGCAACAGCAGAGGAUGGAUGUGCAUGUACGAGCCAGUCUACCCCAAAACAAUAAGUAGACAAAAAGAAGGAGCUUAUAAGGUUAAAGUACCACUGAUAGUCACACACACACUAAAUGUGGUGAAAUUACCCUCUGCAUUUGACCCAUCCCCUUGUUCCACCUCCUGGGAGGUGAGGGGAGCAGUGAACAGCAGCAGUGGCCGCGCUCGGGAAUCAGAUUGACUAUUAUUGACUACAGCGUGGACUAGUGCGCAGCACUUUGGGUAACUGUAUACUAUAUAUGGAGAUAUCUAUUGACCUCAUCAGUGGGAAAAAGUCACAAAUUGUGCAAAUUCCCAACAGCUUAUUUGGAGGAAGUAUAAAGGAAAACAAGAAUUUUUUUUUUUUUUUAAAUAUCUCCGCAAUGCCUUUAUGGUUUGGGUUCACAUUUCAGGACAUAUGCAGAUCCCAAAUACACAAAACAGCUACAAAUAGGUAAUAAAAAGUUGGUUUUGUUGGCUUUUGAAAGAGCCCCUUAAAGAGCUGAAACUCGCUGGUGUAUGUCCGGAAAGAAACCAUGAUGUUGUGAUGUAGAUUACCAAAACCUAGCAACACUACUACAGUUUCCACAGCAACAAAUGAGACAACUUUGGAGCGUUGAAAAAUGAAGUCCUUAAAGCCGAGAUAUUGCGGAUACUCAUGUGUGAAGGUGGCCCCCGACCUUUUUAAUAUGAGCUACGUUUGUGCUGCAUUUUUUUGUGUCUAACUAUUAUAGUUUGUAUGUUAUAAAAUUAGUAUUAAUCAAAACCAGCCCCUUCCCCAAACCUUUCAAAACGCUCCUGAACCUGUUCCAAUUGUUGGUGCUGGUGUUUGUGCUGCAAACUAUUGUGGUUUUAAAGUUAUUAACAGGUUAUGUUUAUUACUCAGGCCCCCAACCAUUUAAAAAUAUCCCCAAUCGUGUCCCAAUAGUUUGUGUUGCAACAUUUUUUGUUUAUUAUAGUUUUUAUGCUAUUAACGGUUUAUGAUUCAUAAUGUUGAGAUAUAUUAU